Elgaria multicarinata webbii is the source of this 3036-nucleotide messenger RNA. Its product is annotated as protocadherin-8-like. NCBI's taxonomy places the organism in Eukaryota, Metazoa, Chordata, Lepidosauria, Squamata, Anguidae. The record is from RefSeq and is a predicted model, not a curated record. Gene Ontology annotation, molecular function: calcium ion binding. Gene Ontology annotation, biological process: homophilic cell-cell adhesion. Bases 1 to 3036 code for a protein of 1011 amino acids. The transcript is spliced from 4 exons. Gene Ontology annotation, cellular component: plasma membrane.
AUGGGGGCGGGCGAGAUAAGAGGCCGCAUGUUCCAUUGGGCGCAAGCCGGCUCUUGGGUCUCCGAGGGCCCAGGGGAUUGGUCCAGGAAGGCGCCUCAUUUGCAUUUGGUUUACCAUAUGAGCCCCAGGGAAGGGUUCGGGGGGACGCAAAGGAGAAGCGGGGCCAGGGCGGCCAGGCAGGCAAAGCGGGGCAGACGGCAGCAAACUUCGCCGCGGAGGCUGCCUGGCGAGGACGGCAGGCGCAGCGGGGGCGCCGCGUUCGAGGGCUUUUGCUCGGUGGAAGCCGGGCUCCGGCGGGCACGCGGAGGAGGUAGAGGCGUCAUGGCCCGCCGCCGCCUGCUGCUGGUCUCGCUGCUCCAGUAUCUCGCCCUCCCGCGAGGGCUCUGCGAGACGGUCCGAUUCCGCGCCUACGAAGAGGAGCCGCCCGGCACCGUCAUCGGAGUGCUGGCGGAGCACCUUGGCGCGGCCGCCGACGGGGCCCCCGGCGGCUUCCGCCUGGUGAAGCAGUCGGGCAACAGCUCGCUGGUGCGGGUGCGCGAGCGGGACGGGCAGCUGAGCGUGGGCGCCGAGCGGCUGGACCGCGAGCAGCUGUGCGGCCCGUCGGAGGCGGCGUGCGUGCUGGCCUUCGACGUGGUGAGCCUGGGCGGCGCGCGGGCCCCGGCGCCGGCCUACCGGCUGCUGCACGUGGAGCUGGAGGUGCGCGACCUCAACGACCACGCGCCGCGCUUCCCGCAGCCGCUGCUGGCGCUGGAGGUGUCGGAGAGCGCGGCGCCGGGCACGCGGCUGCCGCUGCCGCCGGCGCGCGACCUGGACGCGGGCUCCAACGGCAUCCAGAGCUUCGCCGUGUCGCCCAACCGCCACUUCGGCCUGGAGGCGCAGAGCCGCGCCGACGGCCUCAAGUGCGCCGAGCUGGUGCUGCUGCGCGCGCUGGACCGCGAGGCGCAGGCCGCCUACCGCCUGGAGCUGGUGGCCACGGACGGCGGCAGCCCGGCGCGCGCGGGCACGGCCACGGUCAGCGUGCGCGUGCUGGACGCCAACGACAACGCGCCCGCCUUCCCGCGCGGCGCGCUGCUGACCGUGGAGCUGCCCGAGGACGCGCCGCCGGGCGCGCUGCUGGCCCAGCUGGACGCCGCCGACCCGGACGAGGGCGCCAACGGGCAGCUGCUCUACGCCUGGGGCAGCCAGGUGCCGGCCGAGGCGCGCCGCCUCUUCGGCCUCGACCCGCUCUCGGGCCGCCUCAGCCUGCAGGGCGCCGUCGACUACGAGCGCCAGCGCGCCUACGAGCUCGACGUGCAGGCCAGCGACCGCGGCGCCAGCCCGCUGGCGGCCAGCUGCAAGGUGGUGGUGCGCCUGCUCGACGUCAACGACAACGCGCCCGACGUGGCCGUCAGCGCCCUGCGCGGGGCCGAGGGGGACGCCGAUGCCGAGGGGGCCGGGGACGCCGCCACCGCCACCGUGGCCUACGUGAGCGAGGCGGCGCCCGCCGAGAGCCUGGUGGCGCUGGUCAGCGUCUCGGACAGCGACGCGGGCGCCAACGGCCAGGUGCGCUGCGCCCUGCUGGCCGCGCCCCACGCGCCCUUCGCCCUGCAGCGCGCCUACGACGCCAGCUACGUGGUGCUCACCACCGGCGCCCUGGACCGCGAGCGCGUGGCCGAGUACAACCUGACCCUGGUGGCCGAGGACCUGGGCUCGCCGCCCGCCAAGACCGUGCGCCGCCUCACCGUGCGCCUCAGCGACGAGAACGACAACGCGCCGCGCUUUGCCAAGGCCCGCUACGAGGUGGCCCUGCUGGAGAACAACCCGCCCGGCGCCUACCUGGCCACCGUCCAAGCUGCUGACCCAGACCUGGGCUCUAAUGGCAAGGUCACCUACCGGCUGUUAGAGAAGCCACCCCCUGGAUCCCCCACUCCGACCGGCCUGAUCUCUGUGGAGCCCCACACUGGCGUCAUGCGAGCCCUGCAGCCGCUGGACUACGAACAGCGGCUGCACCUGGAAGUUGAAAUCGAAGCCUGUGACGGGGGCACGCCCCAGCUCUGCCAGCGGACCCAGGUUGGCGUCACUGUGGAAGAUCAGAAUGACAACCCCCCUAAAAUCACCUCCCCGUCGCUAAUCAACGGCUCCGCGGAGCUCUUGUUGCCCCUCGGCGCUCCUGUCGGUUUCUUGAUUGCUCGCAUUGUAGCCGGGGAUGCAGACGAAGGCCCCAAUGCUGAGCUCUCGUUCUCCCUCCUUGGGGCCAAGCCCAAGCUUUUUGCUAUCAAUCCGUUGACAGGAGAGCUCUUUCUGAGGCAGAAGGUUCCGGGAGGUGCCUCGUGGAAAAGAACUUUCCUCUUGGUGGUUGGCGUCGGGGACGGUGGCAGGCCUUCCUUGACUUGCACAGCCACGCUGCGGCUUAUUCCCACAGACAUGCUACCCUCUAGCGUGGAGAUUGUGGCUAUGCAGCCCGCAGCGGCUGCUUCGGAAGAGCCCUUGAAUCUCUCUUUCAUUCUGAUCAUGGUGCUGGCAGGCGGCUGUGGCUUGCUGCUUGUUGCCAUCCUUCUGGUGGGGGCCUCCACCUGCGUGAGCAGGAAGAAUCUCUUUGGCGGGAUGGCCCAUAAGCUGAUCGAACACAAGGCCAGGGGGCCUGUGCCAGUGACAGAGCAGCUUUCCCCUGGACAUGUGGACGGCAUCAGCACAGAUUCAGAAUUGAGCACUGCUGCCUCUGCGGGUGAAGAAAGUAGCAGAUCUCCCUUGUGGGUGACAGAGAGGGACGUGCCCAGCUCUUCCUCUCAGGUUAAAGUCCUCAUUCCUUUUCGGCCCACUGUGUGGGAGGCGGGCCAGUCAGCUUCCAGCUUCAGUGCCUGUUCAGCUCCAGAUCACCUGAGUGGGAAAGACAGUGGGAAAGGGGACAGUGAAUGCAAUGACAGUGACUCUGAUGUGAGCAGGGAGGGAUUGAAGAAGGCCUCAACAGAAAAGGUUGAGAAACAAGGUGGAUUCCAGAUACACAUUGACAAGAGUAAGAACUCUGGUGAUCUAGAGAAUAAAAAUGUCCAGCUGUGA